Messenger RNA from Durusdinium trenchii, 294 nucleotides. NCBI's taxonomy places the organism in Eukaryota, Dinophyceae, Suessiales, Symbiodiniaceae. The record is from the annotation of a GenBank genome assembly.
AUGUGCAAUGCUUUCGGUUUUUGGCCCUGUGGCAGACCUUCAACACCUGAUUUGGAGGAUUGCUCCUCCGCUUCUGAGGAUCGGCGCACAGCUGUGUCGCCCUUUCGAUCUCUGCCUGAAUUGCAUCCGCAUGAGGUGGAACUUCGAGUCGCUGUCAAGGAUCUUUCCAGAGACGUGGCUCCUGAAAAGUUCAGAUCAAAAGCCAAAAGCGUGGGAGGUUUUGUCUUCGGGCUGUUGGUCUUUCCACAAGGGACCAAAAGCGCUCCGGAGCAUGCCAGAAAGAAUCGGCCAGGA